Messenger RNA from Psammomys obesus (fat sand rat), 314 nucleotides. RefSeq names its product ribosomal protein S28 (gene Rps28). The transcript is spliced from 4 exons. Gene Ontology annotation, molecular function: structural constituent of ribosome. The record is from RefSeq and is a predicted model, not a curated record. Bases 25 to 234 code for a protein of 69 amino acids. Lineage: Eukaryota; Metazoa; Chordata; Mammalia; Rodentia; Muridae. Gene Ontology annotation, cellular component: cytosolic small ribosomal subunit; ribosome. Gene Ontology annotation, biological process: ribosomal small subunit assembly; translation; maturation of SSU-rRNA.
CCUCUCCGUCAGAUCGCCGCCAUCAUGGACACGAGUCGCGUGCAGCCUAUCAAGCUGGCCAGGGUAACCAAAGUGCUGGGCAGAACCGGUUCGCAGGGACAGUGCACGCAGGUGCGUGUGGAAUUCAUGGAUGACACCAGCCGCUCUAUCAUCCGAAACGUCAAAGGCCCAGUUCGAGAGGGUGAUGUGCUCACCCUAUUGGAGUCAGAAAGAGAAGCUAGGAGGUUGCGCUGAUCUUGCUGGGUCCUGGAUAGCCACCACUUGACUCAUGGGAUCACCUGCAACUGUUAAAUAAAGCAUUGUUUUAACUCUUG